CGCCACCAUGUAUGGUGACGUGGUUUAGGAAAGAGCAUCUCAUCUGCACUGCCGUACACUUCAUCCUCAAUCCUGCCUCAGCCCCUCCCAACCUGCAGACACCGGGCAUUUUGUGCGAUGCAACCCCACGGUGACCGCUGCGUUCUCUUGCUCGUUGUCUGCUCGUGCCCUGCGACACUGAUACACACCGCCGCUCAGCCUGGGGCCGGCCAUCGUGUGAGAGGCAGAGUCAGCCCCGAGAGGCCCAGCAACUACGCGCGAUACGCUGAAGAUGAGCCCAACCCCGAGUUCAAGUAUGCACGGGAGAAGGACAACGCGACACACGUGCCGCUUGCACGCGGUGGCGUACACUUGUGGUGCGUGUGUCAGGUACAAGGAGAAGGAUUGGUACUUCUUUUACGUGUCGGACUUGCACAUCGUGCCCCGGUACGAUGGCGACUACAUCACUCAGAACACCUGCAGCCCGGACCUGACGGACCUGGAGAAGGACAGACUCACCGGUGGGAAGGAGAGGGAAGUGAGACCGACAUGUGAUAACGCUCUCUCCAUCCUCUGUGUUUGCUUCAGGCAACGAGAAGAACCCGUGAGAGGCAUGCACUGGUUGUUGAGGCCAAGCUGCCCGAUUGCUGUCCAUCGUCUCUUGCUGUUUGUUGUGUCUUACCAGGUGGACGAAGCCGGCGUACUGGGGCAGGUAGGCCGUGAAUGCACCAACACAUACGGAGACACAUCGCAGACCACCGACUCUCACUCUGUUUAAUUGUUUUGCAGGAUUGGCUGCGACCCUCCCAUCGAAAUGUACUACAGCCUGGUUGCAAAGACCAAACACAUUUCCAAGAUCAGGGGCAAGAAGAGCACUUUCACCAUCAUGACGGGCGACGUGGCCGGCCAUGGCAUGGACGAGUAUGAGUUCAAGGACACCCGCCGGUACCGCCCUUGAGAGAUGAGGACACAGACUCCAUUGAUGACCGUCUUGUGCAUACAGGUACCGUGCCGUAGCCCUGAUGCACAAGACGCUGAGGGACGAAAUCGAAAGCGAGCAGUUUAUUUGGGCGCCGGGCAAUAAUGACCUGUGGUAAGCAAGCUGAUUCCGCCGCAAGUGAUUCGGGCAUUCCCCCUUUCUCAUUCGCUUUUCAGGUACAAUUAUUACAUAGACACAGAGACGCCAGCAAUGACACUGGCCGAACUGCGCGAAAGCAUGGAGGGCCACGCACCCACAGGCAGCCAGCCCGAUCUGGAGGACAUGUGUGCCGGCGACCCCACUAUCUCUCGUGAGGAGGACCUCAAGGCGUUGGCUACCUCCGAGACGCUCAUGCGCAAGAUGGGGUGGCAGGCGGUGCUCUGGGAGAUAUUCAAGGACGACAUCAAGCCUUUCGCGGCCGAUGGGGAAGACCAGUCAGAGGUUCGGGCGGCAGAUGGAACACGAGAGACAUGAUCGCCGGGUUGGUGAUGUACCUCUUUGUGUGCAACAGACAUUUCUUUCAGGUGUGUUCUAUUCAGUGGAGGUCCCUCCGCCCGUCAAUGUGCGAGUGUUGGCGCUCAACAGCAUAAUAUGGCUGCAGGGCCAUGUGCGGAAGGACGGCCACAACUUCCCGUGGAACCAGCCAGGACGGUCGCCCGAAGACUUCCCUGAUCCACGUACUCUCUCAUAGAGCAAGAGACACAGGAGAUACACGCAUGGAUGGAUCUUUGCUUGCAUGCAGUGGGUCAGCUCGCCUGGAUGAGGCGGCAGCUGACCCGCGCCAAGGAGAAGGCGCAGAAGGUCUACGUCAUCCUUCAUGCUUUCCCUGGGUAAGCAAGAGGCGCCCUGCAAACACGCAUGACCUCACCUUGUGGCUGCAUUGCUGCAUUCAUUCGCCCUUCGCGGCACACACAACCCAGGUUCCAUUCGUUUCAUUACAAGAAGGAGGAGCUCUUCGAGAUACAGUUCCACGAGCUCUACUUCCGCAGGUACGUGCCACCAACCACACACCCACACGAUUGUGCACCAUCGUGUGCCGUGUGCAGCUUCCAGGAGAUCAUGUACCUCUACCGCGACACCAUCCUCGCCGUGUUCGCCGGCCACAUACACGGAGACUCCUUCCGCGUGCCCUACUUCAACACUACUGGCUACGAAUCGGCAGAUGUCAGCGGCUCUUCUCCUGUUCCCAGCAGUUCCUUCAGCGAGAAGAGCAUGCGCGACUGGCCGCAGCGAGUGCCGCUGCCUAAGGAAUUCCAUCAGGAGCUCGAGGCCCUUCCGCCAAUCUAUGUCGCCGCUGCGAUGGCACCCAUAUAUGGGAACAACCCCGCUUUCAAGGUUAAAGAGAAAGAGACACAAGCCGGCAGAGAGGGGCGUUUCUUGUUGCCUCUGUCAUCGCUUUCUUUGCUGCCCAUAGGCCAUCGAGUUCGAGCCUGAUCACAAGUACACAGACGAGACAUGCGCUCGCCAUGCGGCGCGCAGUGUCGUCUCUUUGUAUGUCUGUGUGAUUGUGUGUGCAGGUAUGUGGCCGACAUGGUGAGCUACUUCCUGCCAUUGGCUCAGACCAACAACUAUGAGGGCAGGCCACGGACCGAAGAAGCCGCUCUCACCGCAGACGACUGGUUCUUCUACUACCGCUUCACGGUUCUUCACACGCAAGUCCACGUCAGUCGUGUGUCUGCCAUCCCUUGUGUGUGUGUCGGUCAGGAUGCCUACGGGCUGGAAGGAAUGGACCAGCCCUCCCUGACUCGGCUGCUCACGCGUAUAGCCGACCCGAGGACCAAGGAGAGAGCCCUCUACUCUUCCUACUAUUAUGCCUCGGGCAACAUGUCCCCACAUAUGGAGUGUAUCAUGACGAGUUUGGCCUCAUACAAACAUGGUGGGUGUCUGCUGGACACUGUCAUCUGGCAGCAGGGAAAGCAGAGGCAGCGGCGGCAGCAGCAAGAGGGAGAGGGGGAGGGGGAGGGGGAGGGGGAGGAGGGCCAGCCCAGCCUUGACAUUGUCUUUGCCUGA
Molecule: messenger RNA, 2968 nt
Organism: Vitrella brassicaformis
Lineage: Eukaryota; Vitrellaceae
Source: the annotation of a GenBank genome assembly